Molecule: messenger RNA, 486 nt
Organism: Rubroshorea leprosula
Lineage: Eukaryota; Viridiplantae; Streptophyta; Magnoliopsida; Malvales; Dipterocarpaceae
Source: the annotation of a GenBank genome assembly
CCAACUUUCUUCCUCUACUUCUUUCUUUUCCGCCAAAAAGAGAAAUUCUCUCUUUUCUCCACUCAUCAAAAACCCCUAGAUUUGUGGCUUGCAGCUGCUAUGGGGUAGAGACAAGUAGAUCUGGAGAUGGAUUUCCGCCGAUGGAGCGAGAUGGAUGAAGAAACCUAUAGCUGUUGGAGAUGGAGAUCGAAACUGGAGGUGAUGGUCAAUGAUGAUGAUGGUGGUGACGGUGACGAUGCGGAUGGUGGUGAUGGGUGGAAUUGGGAGGAGGGGGCUCCAAAGAGAGAAAGAUCGGGAACCUUCCUCACUUUUUCCUUUUUAUUUUAAUUUUUAUUCUACAUAGUUUUCAAUUGUUGCUAGUUCUCUCUCUCUUUUUUUUUUUUUUUUAUGUGUGCAUGUCUUGUAUAAUUAUAUAUUUGUAUGCUUCAAGAUGAUGAAAAAUGAUAUGGAGAAAAUAAGUUUUUAAAAUAAAUUUGAGCUUUUAAG